Molecule: messenger RNA, 2971 nt
Organism: Calliphora vicina (urban bluebottle blowfly)
Lineage: Eukaryota; Metazoa; Arthropoda; Insecta; Diptera; Calliphoridae
Gene: Tob
Product: Transducer of ERBB2
Exons: 5
Coding region: 1145-2782 (545 amino acids)
Biological process (GO): regulation of gene expression
Cellular component (GO): nucleus; cytoplasm
Molecular function (GO): transcription corepressor activity
Source: RefSeq, a predicted model, not a curated record
CGUAGUUAACAGUUGUCGUGGUACGUUGCUCAUCAUCACAUGUGAAUUUACGGUGAAGAGGAGUAAAAUAAUAAAAAAAAACACACACAAAAAUUUUUGUAUUGUUUAGUAGUGUCAAAGAAGCAAAAGAAAAAAGCUUAAAUUUUUAAAGCAUUGAAAUUCUAACAAAAAUAGAUAUAAAUACAAAAGUCAGCUGUUCGAGUUUAUAAUUCUUUUUUAUACCUGAAACAAAAAUAAAAUCAAUUCUUUUAUUUUUUUUUUAUAAGAAAAUCUAAAAAAUGUAAAACAAAUAUAAUUUAGUUUUUUUUUGAAUAAUAACAACAAAAAUAACGUUGUUGGAAACGUUAUUAACUGGUGUUUAGUAUAACAGAAAAAUUGAUAAUAAUAAAAUAACAACAACAGAAAGUGUCAUACAUAACAACCAACAACAACUGCAAUAAAACAACAAGAAAAACAAAAUAAAACAAAAAUUCCUUUAAACAACAAGAAAUCACUCAUACGUCUUGAGGUCCCACAUGUAGAAAAACUACAAAAAAACCAAACGUAAAGCAACCAAAGAAAGCAAAAUAUAAUAAAAAAGAUCACUAAUUAUACAACAACUACGUAUAAAAUAUAAUAUUUUAUCCCACAAAACAAAACAAAAAAAGCAGAAAAUAUUCCAAAUCAACAUCUCACAAGUAGAAUCUAGAAAACAGAAACAGAAAAGACAAAACGUUGCCAAAGAAAGAAUAUAAAACAUCAACAUCAAAACUACAUACAACAACAACAACUGCAAGAAAAAGAAAAUAAAUUUUAAAAAUUCAAGCAGAAUUUUACAAAAAUUUUAAGAAAAAAAUACAUCAGAAAUCUACGAAACUAUUACAACAUACUACGCUUAUAAAUUGUAUAGUCACACUGUCAAACAGAUAGACCGGCAGUCAGUCAGUCAGUCAUUCAGUCAUAUUAAAAAUAAUAUAAAUAUUUUUACAUCACUAAACUAAACUUACACCAAUCUCCCUCCCUCCCUCCCUCUAUCUUUAAUAGAGAAUUUAAUGUAAUUAGAACAGAAAUCAAUUGCGACAACUAAAUACUUCAGCAUCAUUUGAUAGUGAGUGAUAAUUAUUUUAUUAACAACAACAGCAACAACGACAAAACCACAACAAAAAUGCAUAUUGAAAUACAAGUUGCAUUAAAUUUCGUCAUUUCAUAUUUGUACAAUAAACUGCCCAGGAGGCGUGUCAAUAUAUUCGGUGAAGAGUUGGAAAAAGCAUGGAGAGAUAAAUUCCAAGGACAUUGGUAUCCUGAAAAGCCCUUUAAGGGCUCUGCAUUUCGUUGCCUUAAAACAGGCGAUCCCAUUGAUUCCGUUUUAGAGCGUGCCGCACGCGAGAGUGGUGUUCCCAUCUCAGAUAUUUUAGAAAAUCUUCCAAAUGAACUAUCUGUUUGGGUGGAUCCCGGUGAGGUGUCCUAUCGCAUUGGGGAAAAGGGCUGCGUUAAGAUUCUCUAUUCUGAGAAUAGCGACAAUCAAGAAGAUAACUCCUCCGCCGAUGGUGAGGUUAACAAAACAUUUAAUCCCGAGGCUCAGUGCUUUCGUCCCAUCGAUGCCGUUAACACCAGCAUGAAUAAUUUGAGUUUAAGUCCUAAGACUUCGCCCCUGGCUGGCUCAUCGCCACUGUCGGCUUCCUCGAAUUCACCUACCUAUAAGGGUAGCCCUAAUCCGGUGGCAGCGGCUGUGCUAACUGGCGGUACGUUUUUGCAGCGCUCGCAAGCGCCAUUGACCUUCACCACGGCCACCUUUGCUCAAACGAAAUUUGGUUCGACCAAAUUGAAAACCAACUCCAAAAGAACUAAUAACACUUCAUAUCGCAUGUCCCCCACUGAAUUCUCCAACUACAUAAAACAACGUGCCAUGCAGCAGCAACAAAUUCAUCACGGACACGGUCACUCGCCCAAUGGUGGCAGUGGACAGCCUGGUAAUCACUUUGGACCCAUCGGCCCCGUCUCACCAGCUCGAUCUUUGUCGCCAAAUCCCCUCUCACUGGGUUUGGGACAGAAUGGCACUGGAGCGAAUGGAGAUCCCUUCUAUUUUCCCAACAUGGCUAUGGGCAUGUAUCCACAGUUCAACAAUCAUCAUCGCAAUUUGUUCGAUACACAUUUUCAUGCUGACAACAAUGGUUUGUAUGGUCAUGGUAAUAAUGGGGUGGGUCAUGGUAAAUUUAACAACUAUCUGGAACCACAUGGUUUCUAUGGCAUGGGUGGUGGCAAUCAACAUAUGCCACAUCAGCAGCCGCAACCACAAUCUCCCAUUGCCAUGAAUGGUCAACAGCAGCAGCAACAACAGCAUCAAAUUGCUGUGGGCUCAUCAGCUACUGGUAAUAUGAAAAAUUCAAAUGAAAAUAUAAGUAAUACUAGUGUUAAUGGCAAGGAGAAUGCGGGCAACAAUAAUAAUAAUGCCAAUAUAACGGUCACUGUGACCAAUGGCACUGUUAAUGGCUCGGACAUCAGCAAUGGCGGAGUUAGUCCUGUACCUUCAACAGGCUCGGCUGCUGCUGCUAAUGCCGCCAACACAGCUGCCAAUAAUGCUGCAAAUAGUGAAAGACAAAGUGCCGCUAAUGCUGUGGCUGCUGUAGCAGCAGCUACCGUUGCAGCUGCUGCUUCUUCCUCCACAGCUAAUAGCAAUAAUUCUCAAGAUUCAGCUAACAAUGCUGCUACAGCUGCUGCAUCCAACUCGAAAUUGAUUGAUGGUCUCAAUUCAUUCUAUUCCAAUAACACUGGCUCCUAUCAGCAAUUAUUAGUUGCCAAUUAAAAAUCACUUUUACACUCACAAAAACAAAGAGUCCUUUAAACCAAAACAACAAAAAAACAUAAAAUAAUAAUAUUAAUAAUUCAAAUUAAAAAUGACACUGAAAAUUCACGAUCUACAAACAAAAAAAAGUAAAAAGUAAUUAAUUAUUUUAAACCAAAUAUCUCUCAAAUAGAGUCUAUAAUACAAAAA